AUGGGAAAGGCGCCUGAGAGCUCAGUCGGCUUGCCCGGCCCGACGCCACAACGUUGGCGUGCAUCCCGUCCGCUCGCGCUGGCCGCACUCGCGUUUGCCGGAAGUGGCGCAUUCUUGCUUUAUGACAGUCUGGCCACGAGCUACAGUGCCGGUUCACGCCUUUCCGGCACGGGGCACGGCGAAAUCAGCUACUCAAUCGCAGGCGCUAACCGUUUGAACGCCGAGUUGUGCCCUCAAGUCCCUCCCUUAGCGCCGAGCAAACAUCGUGACCUCGUUGAAGACCUCGACACCGUAUAUGCCGAUGAGACGUACCGACUCUGGGCGUAUGAAAACCUGGGCGCCGCUGUGCGCGUACCAACAGUGACAUACGACGAUAUUGGUCUACCCGGUGAGGACGACCGUUGGGAUACGCGCUUAUUGCUGCACGACGUGCUAGAGAAGCGCUUCCCGCUCAUACACUCGAAGCUGGAGAAGACUGUCGUGAAUACGUAUAACUUGGUCUAUCACUGGCAAGGCUCGGACGAGAGCUUGAAGCCGCUGCUAUUGAUGGGACACCAAGAUGUGGUACCGGUUAACCCGGACACCCUGGAUGACUGGAUACAGCCACCGUUCUCCGGCUCCUAUGACGGUGAAUGGAUCUGGGGACGCGGAAGCUGUGAUGACAAGUCGGGCACCAUCGGCACUCUCACUGCGAUCGAGUCCCUGCUUCGGAAAGGCUUCGAGCCCAGUCGCACGGUGGUGCUCGCUUUCGGUAUCGACGAAGAGCGAGGAGGCAUUGAUGGCGCCAAGGUCUUGAAGGACUACCUCGUUCCUCGAUAUGGCCGAAAGGGCAUCGCGCUCAUCGUCGACGAAGGAGGUGGAUACUCGGACAAGGGGGAUGUCGUGUUCUCGGUUCCGAACGUGGCGGAGAAGGGCAAGUUCAAUGCGCGCAUCGACGUGUACACCACGGGUGGGCAUUCAAGCGUGCCACCACCGCAUACGGGCAUUGGGUACCUCUCCAGGUUGAUAACCGAGCUCGAAGCGAACCCUCUCCCGGCUGUGCUUACUCGGGACGGGACUUACUUCAAGACGAUCCAAUGCCAAGCCGCAUACGAUCCUGCGACGCCCGAGAACAUUCGGCAGCUGGUCGCAAAGGCAACCUACGAUGAUGAUGCAUUGGCCGAGCUACAGGCUGAGCUGAUGAAGGCGGACGAGAGGACCUUCAGAGCGUUCACAGGAACGACGCAGGCAAUUGAUCUGAUCGGCGGUGGGGUUAAGGUUAACGCGUUGCCGGAGCAUGUAUGGGCUGUUGCUGAUCAUCGUAUCGCCGAAUGGAGCUCGGUCGCGGAGCUGCAGGAACGAUACCGAGGCGUGCUGGGACUUGUAGCGACUGAACUCAACUUAUCGCUGGACGCCUUUGGGUCAUUGCUUGCGUCGGAUGCACUCUCCGGGCAUGUCAAACUCUCAGAUGCAUAUGGAACAGCCCUCAAUCCAGCUCCUGUCACUCCGACCUUCGGUAGUGCGCCUUGGGAGAUUUUGAGUGGCACCAUCCUCUCCUCCAUCCAGACAUCGGGUCGUAAAGAGGCUGAGAAGCCGGUCAUCGUCGCUCCCGGACUAGGAAUAGGAAAUACCGAUACAAGACACUACUGGAAUCUGACCCAGCACAUCGUUCGCUACGCCCACGGAUUUGCCGCUGAUCGGUAUAAUGGAGCGCAUACAGUCAAUGAAGCCAUACGAGGAGCGGGGUUCAUUGAGAUGAUACGUUUCUACACUAGACUUGUCCUCAAUGUUGACGAGUCUACGACCAUUUGA
Molecule: messenger RNA, 1791 nt
Organism: Peniophora sp. CBMAI 1063
Lineage: Eukaryota; Fungi; Basidiomycota; Agaricomycetes; Russulales; Peniophoraceae
Source: the annotation of a GenBank genome assembly